AUGGACGUCAAGGGCAAGGUGGCAAGACGAUGGGAAGAUAUAGCUGCCGAAAAGAAGUCCGGCACAUGCAUGAACUUAGUGCCGGGGGUUUCUCAGCACUUGCGUGACGAGCAGGAAGCUGUACAGAAGAGAACCUUUACAAAAUGGAUCAACUCUCAUUUGGCAAAGCGUAAUCCUCCCCUGGUGGUGUCAGAUCUCUUUGAAGAUGUUAAAGAUGGAGUGAUGUUGUUGGCUCUUCUUGAAGUUCUCUCUGGUCAUAAACUGCCGUGUGAGCAGGGCCGCAAGCUGAGGAGGAUCCACUGGGUUGCUAACGUUGGAAGAGCUCUUAAAUUUCUGGAGGGCAGGAGGUCGGCCUACAGAGGAUCUCCGAUUAAGCUAGUUAACAUCAACACAACAGAUGUUGUAGAUGGCAGACCGUCUAUUGUACUGGGGUUGAUUUGGACCAUCAUCUUAUAUUUCCAGAUCGAGGUAUUGACCAGUCAUCUACCAGCUCUUCAGCCUCAGUCCAGCAGCAACUCCUCAGUGGACAGCACCAACAGCACUGAACCCAGCAGCCCACCUGUCAAACGCAAGCCCCGCCUCUCCUUUCAGGGCGGGGCCAAGAGAGCCCUGCUUAAAUGGGUCCAGACCACUGCAACAAAGAGAUUAGGACUUGAUGUGAAGGACUUUGGCCCCAGCUGGCGCACAGGGGUGGCUUUUCAUGCUGUCAUCUAUGCUUUGCGACCCCACCUGGUUAACAUGGAGCGUGUUUGGAGGAGACCCAAUCGAGAAAACCUGGAAGAAGCUUUCCUGUUGGCUGAGAGAGAACUGGGUAUUCCAAGGAUACUUGACCCUGAAGAUGUGGAUGUGGAUAAACCAGACGAGAAGUCCAUCAUGACAUAUGUGGCACAGUUUCUGAAACAACACCCGGACCACCAAGAAACAGAUAGUGGGCGACAACAAGAGGAGGUAGGUCUUUCUUAUCAUACAAACAAACAAUUUCACCCGAACUUCAUUCAGGAGCAGCGCAAGACACUGAGGGAACUGAAAACAUGGAUCGAUCAGUUCGAGAGAGACUGCGCUCAAGUCCAGAGAGAUGGAGGAAGUGUUGGUGUGCAGUACCAGAUGUUCAAGCGCUACCGUGUACAGUUUGAAGUGCAGAGACGGCAGGUAGAGACGAGCGUUCAAUCUGCUCAGAAGGACGGCAAGCUGACUGCAGACCAGGCUUUGGUCAAACAGGCCUGGGAAAGGCUGUCUGCAAGGCUUUCAGAUUGGCAUUUACAUCUGGAUAGCGGUUUUCCAGAUCCUCUUAGCAAGGUUGGUGUGUGGCUACAUCAGGCAGAGAAGAUCCUUCGAGAAGAGCUGGAGCCUCAGCAAGACCAUGAUGAGACGGCCAAAGCCAUUCACAAAAAAAUACUGCAUGACCAGGACAUCUUAAGGCAUCUCGAAAGACACAAGAAGACUUUGCAGGUAAUCCACAGAGACAAAUGUGUCAAAAAUGUCCCCAUUCCAACAGAACAGCUGCAAGAUAUGGCAGAGAGAUUAAACUUCAUAUCUACCUCCUCGCAUGUUCACUUGAGCAAACUGGAAUUCUGGGAGUGUAAAUAUCGCAUGCUGGCAUUUUUGUCGCUAGUCGAGUCUAAGCUCAAAUCCUGGAUCAUAAAAUAUGGCCGACUGGAGUCAAUGGAUCUUCUGCUGCAAAGCUACGGUUCAUUUGUGGAGGGACAGCAUUUCUUUGAAAAGUAUGAAUCUAGCCAUCAGGCUCUGAUAAAAGCUGCUGAGCUUUACAUUAACGCAGACAACUCAGUUGAGGAAGCUGUAAAGCUCUUCCUCCGAGAGGUGUCUGAUCAGUGGAGGAGUCUGUCCGUGGAGGUGCGAAGUGUGAGGUCCAUGCUCGAGGAGGUGCAGUGCAACUGGUUAAGGUACAACAGCUGUGUGGCCUCAUUGCAGGCAUGGCUGGAGGAUGCCCAGAUGGCUCUCGGGCAACCUGAGAACACCAAACGGGAGUUUUUCAGGAAUCUUCCACACUGGAUGGACCAGCAUGCUGCUAUGAAUGACGCUGGGAACUUUCUGAUCGAGACAUGUGAUGAAACAGUAACACGUGACGUGAAGCAUCAGCUUUUGCUCCUGAAUGGAAGAUGGAGGGAGAUGUUUCUGAUGGUCAGACAGUAUGCCCGUCUUCCUGAGACUCAUAAUGUAAGAGCACAACAGGAUAUCAUCUUAUCCAUACAAGAAUUUCUGGACACUUCUAUGAACAAACUUACCUCACCACUUCAAGUGUCAUUGCUGGAUGUCAAAGCCUUUAUGUUGGAUGUUGAGGACAUCAAACACAGACUGUCUGCUAUGGAAGCACAAUAUAAGGUGGCGGCUCGCUCUGCCCAGGUUGUAGCCAUAGACUCCGUUCAUGGUGGUGGAGUUCAAACUCUCUCGUCUCUAACAGCAAUCGAAACACAACUCAAUCAGCUGAAAGAGACGUGUCCUUUAAUUCUUAAGGAGUGUCAGAGUCUAUUUCCGUUGUUAGAAGAGCUAGAGAAUCAAAUCUCAACUUUCUACGAGACAGCAGAGCUCGCUGGACAAAUCAUCACCCAACAGCACAACCAGCAAAUGUGCCAGGAGUUACAAACCCAGCAGCAAAACUGUAAGCACUGUGUUUGUGCUAUGGAGCGCAGUUACCUGUCCCUGCAGCGGGCGCUCUGCUGCGCGAAAUCCCUACACAAUUUUGAUGUCUCUCUUCUGCAGAACAGAGUCACUGAGAUACAGACCACUGCACAGGCUUUGAUGCAGGAGGCUUCAGAGUGGAAGCAGGUGGCUGAGACCAGUGGCAACCUUAUGCGGAGGUAUGAGGAGUCUCGCGCUGACCUCGAGGAUGCCCUGCAGAAGGGCCAGGCCUGUCUAAAAGAAAGAGGAGACCCAGAUGAGCUCUUCCGCAAACAUAAUGAGUUCUUUGGGCGUCUGGACCAGCACAUUUUAAGUGCUUAUUUAAAAGCGUGUGAUGACCUCACUGACAUCAUCUCUGACGAAGACCAGAAGAGUCUACGGGAGACGGUCAGAAGACUUCACAAGCAAUGGAAGGACAUCCAAGCUGAGGCUCCUCCCCACCUGCUCAGACUGCAGGUGGAAACAGAGAGGCGUUUGGUGAUGGCUACAUUACAGGAGUGCAAGGCAGAACUUACGAGAGAAGAUAAAGCCUUGCUCACAGUCGGAAGUGAAAGAUUGAUCAAAGAACACAGGACCUUUUUCAGACAGACAAACAGACUGUCUGUAUGUGAGAAGAGACUAAAGACAAUGGAGCAGCUCUGUCAGGAUCUUCCAGAAAAUGACCUGGGUCAUCAAACGGUAGAGGAGACCAGAGAUCGUCUUGCAGAGGUCAGGCGUUUAGUGGACAGAAUGCACUUGAGACUCCAAAAGCAUCCAGAUAAAUGGAGAGAGUGGCACACUAGGUUCAGUGAGUUGUCUGGAUGGCUUCUCACCCAGCAGGCAAUGCAGGGUGAAGGUGAAAUCUCUAGUGUCCAGCGUCAGGUGGUAAAGGCUCAGGAUGAGAGUCUGAGCUGGCUCAGAGCUCGUAUCGCUAAGCUGGAGGAGAUAAGUCCUGAAAGUGAAGUUCAUAUACAGAGAGCUGCUCUUGAUAAACUCUCACUAGAGUUUUCUACACUGCUGUGUCAGUCUGAGGAUGUUCCUGUCACCGAUCAAACUAAGGUGCACAUAAAAGCUGAAGAGGAGGUGAAGGAGGAGGAAAUAAUCCAGACGGAGGAGCACAGAAGAAUACUGAACGCUGAAAACGCCAAGGAGGCCAAACAGAUGCUCAUCAUUCACCAGCAAAAUCUGAAGCCCCAGCAUGCAAAUGAGAUGGAUGUUCAGGAGAAACACCUGGAGGUCACUGUAUGUGCAUGGCAGGACUUUGAAGAAGAGAGAGAAGACAUCUUAAAAUUUGUGUGUCAAGUCAGUGUUGUUCUGGAGAGGGAGCUUAACUUUAAUAACUUGGACAGUCUCACAACCAAACUAAAAUUUUUUAAAGAUCUUGAUCUGCAGUGCAAAAUGUUUGCUGCACGGGCUGAGUCCAUGGAGAUGAAGGCAUUGAACAUUAAGCUUGGACCUCAGAAUCUGUCUUUACUGCGGGACCAGGCCCAGUCCACACAAGACCGAGUUCAAGAGACACAGACCAGCCUUCAGAAAAUCUUGUCAGAUCUGGAGCUGAUGCACGGGUGGUGGCAAAGUUUCAGCUGUGAGUCUGAGGCUUUCUUUUCCUGGAUCUGUGAUAGUAAGAGAGACCUUGAAGAUAUCAGCAGAACCUCUGCUAACCUGGAUGAGCAGAUUCAAACUGUGGAGAUGUUGAGGGAGAUCUUAGAGGAGAAGGUGGAGGUCUUUAACCGAUUGGAGACAGAGUUUCAGACUUUAAUGCACUUCAUCACGGCAAGCCAGGCUGGGCGAAUUAAAGCUCGCCUGAAGCAGAUUGUGAGAUACAGGGAGGAGUUUAAGAGCAGCGUUGAGCAACGAGAGGCGGAGCUUCACUCUAUCUUGAGAAAUACGAAACAAUUUACCCAGGAUCUCAAGGAGGUGGAAGAUUUGAUGAAAGGACUACAGGAAAAACUGAAUGUGUCAAUAACUUCCUGUACAUCAGCAUCAAGAACAUAUAAAUCUCUCCAUGAACAUAUGGAUGUAGUGCAGCAUCUGCAGCAGCUGGGUCCCAGGCUGAUGUCUUUGAGUCUGGGCUGGAGAAGGUUGUCUGAUGGAGGCCAGCUGGAGAAAGCUGUGGCCGAGCUUCAACAAGCUCACAAAUUACAUACCCAGCAGGCCACUGAUAAACAAUCAAAACUGGAAAACCUGUUGACACUGUGGCAGAGGCAUGUGUUUACAUGUAUGAGAGAGACCUUUCGCUUCUGCAGUCCUGGUUGGACAGGUGUGAAACUCUAUGCAGUUCAGAUCGUCCCUACCUGA
Molecule: messenger RNA, 4914 nt
Organism: Paramisgurnus dabryanus
Lineage: Eukaryota; Metazoa; Chordata; Actinopteri; Cypriniformes; Cobitidae
Source: RefSeq, a predicted model, not a curated record